Amphimedon queenslandica is the source of this 1165-nucleotide messenger RNA. Its product is annotated as reticulon-3-B-like. The transcript is spliced from 9 exons. Lineage: Eukaryota; Metazoa; Porifera; Demospongiae; Haplosclerida; Niphatidae. The record is from RefSeq and is a predicted model, not a curated record. Gene Ontology annotation, biological process: brain development; endoplasmic reticulum tubular network formation; neuron differentiation. The coding region runs from base 36 to 1001 and encodes 321 amino acids. Gene Ontology annotation, cellular component: endoplasmic reticulum membrane; postsynaptic density; neuron projection.
AUCUUCUCAGACUUCUAAUUUUUUAGACAAGCAGCAUGGCUGACGACUAUAUAGAAGACAGCGAAGGUCCGUUCUCCUCUGGUCCUCCUCCAUUUGUACCCUCUGAGGAGUCUAAGGAAAGCCUGACGAGCGAGUACAUUAAAGUUGAUCACAGAGAAGGAGAGAGCAGCAGCCCAGAGAUGAUAAGCGGGCCUGAAGAUCCAAACGACCCUCUUCUUCCACCUCCCGACCCUCCCUCUCCUCCAAAGAGGGACCCUUCUCCAGUAUCGGGAUUUGAUCCCCCUCCUUUGAUCAGUGGGAUUGGAGGAGUUGAAGACAUUCCUCCGAAGAGAGACGAAGCCUCAUUCUCUAGACCUUCUCCUAAGCAUACUGUGGAGACAGUAAGAGCUGAAGGUUACCUUAGCUUUCUAAAUGUCCUUCAUCCAUUUGUUCUGAAUAUUAUAUUUUGGAAGGAUAUCAAGUUGAGUUCUCUCUCUCUUGUUGUCUGCCUGGUCACGUUGCUCACCCUCUAUCUUAAUACACUGCUGCACACUGUUGUUCUCAUCUUGCUGGCGGCCAUGAUUGUCUCUCUUAUAUUCAUUGUGACAAAGAUUGCCAUUGAUUCUUUUUAUAACAGACAGAUAAAGAACCCAUUUAGUGCCUAUUUGGAGUGUCAAUUAACUUUUAUUAAUGAAGAGGCCGCUGUUCUUCUUGUUAAAAGUUGUGUCAAGGACAUCAACCAUUAUGCCAACCUAAUCACUAAAUUGAUCUUCUUUGAGAGCUACAUAAGAUCUUUAAAGUUUGUGGUUUUUCUGUUCCUGGCAUCUUAUCUCACUAACUGUUUUAGCAUCAUGACCUUAUUGUUCCUUGGGGUUGACAUUCUGUUUGGUGUUCCACCUAUAUACACACACUACCGAGUUGUAAUUGAUCAGUAUAUAGAGAAGAUUGGCUACAAGUUGGCGGAACUCUAUCAGAAGGUCUCGGCUAAGAUUCCAUUCCUUCCCAAAUCUAAAUCUGAUUGACCUUAGAGACUGAGAGAAAGUGUGGCUGUACUUUUAAAGAGUGACAUAUUGACUUGUUCUUAGAUUAUUUUCGGAUCAUUUUUGGUGUGCACAUACACACACACACACACACACACACACACACUUAACCUUGUGAUAAUUAAGAAUAAUAAUAAUUAUUAUAA